Molecule: messenger RNA, 1335 nt
Organism: Lycium ferocissimum
Lineage: Eukaryota; Viridiplantae; Streptophyta; Magnoliopsida; Solanales; Solanaceae
Product: F-box/kelch-repeat protein At3g23880-like
Exons: 1
Coding region: 14-1183 (389 amino acids)
Molecular function (GO): protein binding
Source: RefSeq, a predicted model, not a curated record
AACACAAAGUCCAAUGAGUUAUCACUUAAGAAAAAACUCCAACUCCUUCCUCAAUUUGGCUGAUGAUGUGAUCACUCACAUCCUGUCAAAACUCCCAGUUGAAUCUCUUCAACGUUUUAAAAUUGUAUGCAAACGUUGGUGUUCAACCAUAAAGGACCCUAAAUUCAUCAAGUCUCAAAUCGACGAAUCGUCGUCCAAUAUUAAUCAUCAAAAAAUUCUCUUGAUUUCAUCGAAAAUAGCUCCAUCGCCUUGUUUGGAGUAUAACAUGUUGGCGUUUAACAUCGGUUCGACAUAUGCAUCAUCGCUUAGCAUUAAUUCUCAAGUUGUUUCUCUCCAACCACCAAGCUUUUUUAUGUCCCAAGAUGUUUCUUAUCCAUCGGUGAGUUCUUGUAACGGCUUGUUAUGUAUGGUGUAUAGCUUCAAAAUAUUUUUAUGGAAUCCCGUGAUCGGGAAAUAUAAAAUUGUUGACAAGCCCGAUCAUUACGUGUUGAAACGUGUUAAUUGUUACGAAUCAGCGCUAUAUGGUUUUGCGUAUGAUUCUGUUACUGAUGAUUAUAAGAUAGCCGCUACAUUUGUGAUUAAAGCAAAGAAUAGCCGUUACAUUGUUGGAAUAUACUCAGUGAAUAGUGAGUCUUGGAAAAAGAUUCGCACUAUUCCUGCUGGCUAUCGCUUGUUCGAUCAAAAUCCAGUCUCAUUAGAUGGUACUAUUAACAUGAUGGCAACUAGAAAUGAUGGUAGCGCAUUUGAUAAGUUUGCGAUUAUUUCUUUAUUGGUGUCUGAUGAGAAAUUUGUUGUAACGCCCGUCCCAUUGCAAUACUGUGGGAAUCAUAUGAAAUUGUCUAAUUUUGCUAAUCAUCUCUAUCUUUCGGUGUUUGUUGAGAUGGAUUUUUUGGUGUGUUCCUUGGAGAAAGAAGGAGAAUGGUGGACAUGGACUAAUGUCAUGAAAAUUCCUACAUUAGGCUCACUCAUUGGAAUUGGAAAUCACAAUUGCUACUUGGAUGAUAUUAUAUGUUUGAAGGAAAAUGGAAAUAUCUUAUGGAGGAAAACGGAUGGUGGUUUUCUGGAGUACAAUGUGCAGAAUGAAGAAGUAACUGAGUUUACCCUGAAUCAAAUUCCGCCAACUACUGAUGUAUCCAUCUUGUUCACUGAAAGUUUUGCUUCCUUGAAAGUUCCGUGGGACUAGAAAAUUUGACUAUCAAACUAUAUUUUGUUGUAUUAAAUUUGCAUUGUAUUACCCUGAUUUUUGCGUGAUCAUUAAUGAGAUUCUUAUGCUCUCUGACGCUCGGAUUGUUGUGUUGCAGUUAGUAAUUUUUGUUGUGGUUUGUUAAAGUUAUA